CCACGUUUUUUUUGUCUCGAUAUUUUCUCUCUCCUCUAAAACCCCUUCUCUUUGCCAUCAUCUCCUUCUCCCCCUGUUUUAGUUUUUUUUUUUGAUUUAUUUUUGAGUUAUUUUUGGGAUAUAUAAAUAGUUCCGAGGCGUAGCCGUCGAGGCUCUUUCUUCUUCUCUCAGUAGAUCUCACUCUUUUUAUUUUCUCAUUCUCUUUCUCUCUCUUCGUUUUUUUUUUCUGCUCGAAUUGUUCGAUCUCAGUUCGUUUUUUAUUUAUUUAUUCAAAUUUAGAUCGGAAUUUUUGUUUCAGGCCUCGGAUUCUCUCUCGAUCGAUUUUGAGAUCCGAGUGAGUUGGCGAUGGCGGCCGCCCCGGAAAAAUGGUUUAGGGGUAUGGUGAAGGGUGUUCCUUCUGGUGAUAGUUUGGUGGUGAUGAAUAUGAGCAAGGGAGAUGUUGUUCCAAUGGAAAAGACUGUCACUUUGUCACAUAUCAUGGCUCCUAGACUGGCUCGAAGAGAUUCAGAUGACGAGCCCUUUGCAUGGGAGAGCAGAGAGUAUUUGAGGAAACUCUGCAUUGGAAAGGAGGUAAUUUUCAAAAAGGAUAGUACUGCACAAACAGGGAGAGAGUUUUCUACUGUGAUACUUAAUGGAAACACUAAUGUGGCUAAAUUGGUGGUUUCACAAGGCUGGGCAAAGGUAAAGGAACAGAAAGGUGAAGCAAACGCUGAAUUGGCCGAGUUGCAGCAACUUGAGGAACAAGCAAAGCAGCAAGGUUUAGGCAAGUGGAGCAAGGUGCCAGGUGCUUCAGAGGCUUCCAUCAGAAAUUUACCUCCUUCUGCCAUGGGUGGAUCUGAUAAUUUUGACGCUGCGGCUUUAAUAUCCGAAAACAAGGGAAGGUCAAUGCAAGCAAUUGUGGAGCAGGUUCGUAUUGGAAGCGCAGUGCGAGCCUACUUGCUCCCCGAGUUUCAGUAUGUUCAGGUUUUCGUGGCUGGAGUCCAGUGUCCAUCAAUGGGAAGGAAACCAGCUCCAGAGAGAGUUCUAGAAGCCGAAGUGAGUGCAGAUGGAUCCAAUGGAGAAACUGCUACUGAACCUCGUGCCCAGAUGACCUCAGCACAGAAACUUACUGCUUCUGCUGCAGUGGGUGUGGAAGUAGAUCCAGAACCCUUUGGAAGGGAAGCAAAGCACUUCACGGAAAUACAUACACUUCAUAGAGAUGUACGCAUUGUCCUUGAGGCCCAGGACAAAUAUGGAAACCUGGUUGGUUCAGUUUAUUAUGAUGAUGGUGGUGAAGCAAAGAAUCUGGCCUUGGAGUUGGUGAAAAACGGCUUAGCUAAAUACCUUGAGUGGAGUGCAAGAUCUUUGGAAGAAAAGGAGCGCAAAGAAUUGAAAACAGCAGAGCUUGAGGCAAAGAAGAAGCGAAUCAGGAUGUGGACCAACUAUGUACCCCCUGCUACAAAUUCAAAAGCAAUUCAUGACCAAAAUUUUACCGGAAAGGUGGUUGAGAUUGUUAGUGGAGACUGUAUUGUCGUUGCAGAUGAUGCUGAGCCAUUUGGUAGUCCAUCGGCAGAGAGAAGGGUCAAUCUCUCUAGCAUAAAAGCACCCAAGCUGGGUAAUCCACGGAGGAGCGAUAAUGUACCUGAGCCAUUUGCUCGUGAGGCAAAGGAGUUCCUCCGCCAAAAGCUAAUUGGCCGUCAGGUAAAUGUUUCUAUGGAGUACUCGAGAAAAGUUCCCCUUGGUGGUGUAACUGAAAAUGCAGCUACAUCAACCGAAUUUAGGGUCAUGGAUUUCGGAACUGCAUUCCUGAUUGCUCAAUCAAAGGGUCAAGGAGGUGAUGCUACAUCAGUUCCAUCAGCUGGCAGUCAGGAAGUUGGAUACAAUGUUGCUGAAUUGUUGGUUAGUCGUGGACUUGCCAAUGUUGUACCACAUAGAGACUUUGAAGAGAGAUCCAAUUACUACGAUGCACUUCUAGCAGCUGAAGCGAAAGCAAGAGCUAGCAAGAAAGGGAUCCAUGGUGGUUCUUCUCCCUCGAACCACAUUCAAGACCUCACCACUGCUUCAGCAAAGAAAGCCAAGGAAUUCUUGCCAUUUCUGCAACGAAAUAGGAGACUUCCUGCCAUUGUGGAAUAUGUACUCAGUGGCCAUCGGUUCAAGCUGCUAAUUCCCAAGGUCACUUGUAGUUUAGCAUUUUCCUUUUCUGGUGUGAGGUGUCCUGGACGAGGUGAAAACUAUUCAGAGGAAGCAAUUGCAUUGAUGAGGAGGAAAAUAAUGCAGAGAGAUGUUGAGAUUGAAGUAGAGAAUGUGGAUAGAACCGGAACUUUCUUAGGAUCCCUUUGGGAAUCUAAGAAGAAUAUGGCUUCAGUUUUACUAGAAGCUGGCCUUGCAAAGUUCCAGACCUCUUUUGGUACAGAUCAUAUACCAGAUGCUCAUCUCCUUGCUCAAGCUGAGGAGUCUGCCAAACGCCAGAAGCUGAAGAUAUGGGAGAAUUAUGUCGAAGGACAAGAAGUUGCUAAUGGAUCAUCAGUCCCUGAAAGCCGACAGAAGGAAGUUCUAAAGGUGGUCGUUACUGAAGUCCUUAGUGGCGGCAAGUUCUAUGUUCAAACAGUUGGCGACCAGGUGGUUGCUUCCAUUCAGGCACAGCUUGCCUCCCUGGACAUUGGCGAUGGUCCUGAUAUCAGCAGCUUUAACCCCAAGAAGGGUGACCUGGUUCUUGCUCAAUUCACUGCAGAUAAUUCAUGGAACAGAGCGAUGAUUGUGAAUGUACCCCGUGGUGGCAGUGUUCAAUCCCCAAAAGAUGAGUUUGAAGUUUUCUAUAUUGAUUAUGGUAAUCAAGAAGUACUCCCCUACAGCCGUCUGCGGCCUCUACCUCCUUCAGUUAAUUCUGUACCUGGAUUAGCUCAGCUCUGCAGUCUUGCAUUUGUAAAGAUCCCAAGUUUAGAGGAAGAUUACGGACAAGAAGCUGCUGAGUAUCUGAGUGAGCUCACUCUUGACAGUUCCCGAGAAUUUAGGGCCAUGAUUGAGGAAAAAGAUACAUCUGGAGGAAAAUCUAAAGGUCAAGGAAGUGGCACAGUUCUCCUUGUGACCUUGGUUGACGUGGAAGCCAGUUCAAGCAUCAAUGCUGCGAUGUUGAAGGUUGGACUUGCUAGAUUAGAAAAACUUAAAAAGUGGGACACGAAGGAGAGGAAAUCUGCCAUCGAUAACCUGGAAGAAUUCCAGGAAGAGGCGAAGAAAAGCCGCAGUGGAAUGUGGCAGUAUGGAGACAUACAGUCUGAUGACGAAGAUACUGCUCCUCUACCUUCAAAGAAAGUUGCUGGUAAGCGUUGAGCGACGUCAACUGGCAGUCUGUUAACCCAUGGUUUAGCGAUAGGGCGUGACCAAAUCUUCCGGAGUACAAGAGAAUAGAGAAGAGGAAAAUCAAAGUCUUAAAUUAAACUACUCAGUUCGUUUUUUAGUGGUUGCCAAUUUUGUUAUUUUUUUUCUCCCUUAUGUUAUAAAUUUUCUCUUAAGGACUUUUGGACAGUUUAGUGCACACUGCCCCCUCCUCCAGUCCUCCCCUCGCCACCCCUCUCCUUUCCUCACCUCUCAAUACUUGAAUAAAAAGUGUCGGAGCUUUCCUGAGCGCUUUACCUCUAUGUAGAGAGGCUGCGCUGACAAUUUUCUCACUAGUGUUAAAUUUUGUACCAUUUUUUAUAUACUACAAAAAACGUUUUCUA
Messenger RNA from Beta vulgaris subsp. vulgaris (sugar beet), 3695 nucleotides. Its product is annotated as ribonuclease TUDOR 2. The record is from RefSeq and is a predicted model, not a curated record. Bases 346 to 3306 code for a protein of 986 amino acids. Gene Ontology annotation, molecular function: RNA binding; nuclease activity. Gene Ontology annotation, biological process: regulatory ncRNA-mediated gene silencing; mRNA catabolic process. NCBI's taxonomy places the organism in Eukaryota, Viridiplantae, Streptophyta, Magnoliopsida, Caryophyllales, Amaranthaceae. Gene Ontology annotation, cellular component: RISC complex; nucleus; cytosol. The transcript has 17 exons.